This is a messenger RNA of Closterium sp. Naga37s-1, 1587 nucleotides long. The record is from the annotation of a GenBank genome assembly. Lineage: Eukaryota; Viridiplantae; Streptophyta; Zygnematophyceae; Desmidiales; Closteriaceae.
AUGCUGCAACUCGUUCGCGGCCCGCGCGGUCGCGGAUUGGCCGUGCGACGGGCCGUGCGAGAGGGCGAGGUGCUGCUGGACGAGGCGCCUCUGCUGCUAUACGUCGACGACGAUGUGUGCGACCACUACUGCUCGCACUGCCUACGGUGCCUCCCCACCGCCACCAGCCCCGCGGAUGCCGCCGCCCCGCCCUCCCCCCUCCCCUCCGCCAUUCCCCUGCGCUGCCCCCACUGCCGCAUCUGCUCCUUCUGCUCCCCCGCUUGCCUCGACCAAUCACAAGCGGCCACACACACCCCCUUCCUCUGCCGCGCGCUCUCCCUCCUUCCCCCGCGCUCCGCCACGUCAGCUUCCGCUGGUGGUGAACCAUCCGCACCACAGCCAAUCAACGGGGAGACGCCAGAUGACACGUCAGCUGGUGGUGAAGCUGACAGCGAAGCAGCGCUGCUGAGCAGCGAGGACAGGACAGCUGUCCGCUUCCUAUUGGCUGCGUACGACCUGCUGGUGCAUCCGCGCGCGCUUCCCCCUUUGGCGGAGGCAGUAUGGGGGGAGGAAUUGGCGCAGAGAGCAGGCGGCGGACGGGGCACUAAGGGGGAGGCUGGGAGGGGAGGGGAGGAGGCAGAGGGAGGGGCAGGGGGGGACGGCGGGAGGAGGGGCGAGGGCGCACAUGAAGGAUCCACCAUAAGCGCUCCUUCGUGGGAGGUCACGCGGGCGCUGCUGGCUCGAGACACGCGCAACAGCUUUGGAGUGAUGGCGCCGUUCAGCCCGGGGGGGGAGAGGGCUGUGAGGGGGUAUGCCGUGUACGGCGCUGCCUCGCUGGCCAACCACUCGUGCUACCCCAAUGCCUGCAGGUUUGAUUAUUUUGACUCCUCGCUGCCUGCCGCUGCACUCCCCACCAGCACCAGCAGCAGCAUUGCCGCCAAUGCCAGCGGGGGGUUCAGCAGCAGCACGCACAUGCAGCUGCGGGCGAUGAGGGACCUGGAGGAAGGAGAGGAGGUGGUGGUGUCGUACUUCCCCCUGGGCUGGCGCCUGGGGGAGAGGAGUGCCCGGGUGAAAGAGGAGUACGGGUUUGAGUGCGGUUGUGAGCGGUGUGAGCUGGAGCGACGGAUAGGUGGUGAUGAGAGUGAGGAGGACGAGGAAGGGGAGGAUGAGGAGGGCGAGGCAGGGAGCGAUGGAGAGGAAGAGAAGGAAGAACCAGUUGAUUCGGAUGGGGGGGAGGAGGAAGGUGGGGAAGGGGAGAGAGUGGCAGGGAAGGGAGUAGCAGAUGGGAAGGGCAAAGGGAAAGCAGCAGUGGAUGCUGACGAGGCAGAUGAUGCUGCUGACGGGGAUGACAGUGACGAGGACGAGGAUGGGCAGACUGCUGACGUGUCAGAUGCUGAGCUGGCGCACGCACUGUUCUUCAUGAAGCACCUGUGUGCCAUGGAGGGGUGUGGCGGCACCAUGGCAGCCAAGCCAGGGAGGUGGAUGGGUGGAAGGGGGGGAGGGGGGGGUGAGGGUGGAGGGGAGUAUGAGGUGGCAGAUGACAUGGAGUGUAACAUGUGUGGUGCGCUGCAGUCUCGACAUGAGCUGCUGAAUGCUUUGUGCUCUUAG